CUUCACUAUUUUCGAUAAGGCCCGCCCAAGUUGAACUUCCCAGUUUCCACAAUGGCUGUCACUGCUUCUUCCCCCUUGUGUCUGUAACUAUUUUGUUUCCUGAAGCACCAUGGAUUUGACGUUUUGUUCAAAACCCCAUUCGCAACUACUACAAGUGUAUCACCAAUCCAUUGUUUCACCUCUUUCAAACUUUCAACACAGAACCCUCAAUUUUACUCGCUCAAUAUCCCUCUUUGCCGCCAAAAAAACAAGGGUUGUUUCCCAUCUUGAUGCUAAGGUUAAUGGUGCCCUUUCACCUGACCCAGAUUCCACUUUUCUUGACAGGCAAAAAGCAUUGGAAGCAGCAAUGAAUGAUAUUAACAACUCAUUUGGAAAAGGAAGCGUGACGAGACUUGGAAGUCUUGGUGGUGCUCUUGUUGAAACGUUUCCAAGCGGCUGUUUGUCCUUAGACCUUGCGUUAGGUGGUGGCCUGCCUAAAGGGAGAAUUGUAGAAAUUUACGGACCCGAAAGCAGCGGAAAGACCACCUUAGCACUACACGCCAUUGCAGAAGUACAGAAACUAGGAGGCAAUGCAAUGCUCGUUGACGCAGAGCAUGCAUUUGAUCCAUCAUAUUCUAGAGCAUUAGGAGUCGAUGUGGAAAAUUUAAUCGUUUGUCAACCAGAUAACGGAGAAAUGGCACUUGAGAUUGCAGAUCGUAUGUGUAGGUCUGGUGCUGUUGAUCUCAUUUGCAUCGACUCUGUUUCAGCUCUUACUCCACGUGCAGAAAUUGAAGGAGAAAUUGGAAUGCAGCAAAUGGGUUUGCAAGCGCGACUUAUGAGUCAAGCGUUGCGUAAGAUGUCAGGGAAUGCAUCUAAGGCUGGAUGUACUCUUAUCUUUCUUAACCAAAUUAGAUACAAGAUAGGAGUAUAUUAUGGGAAUCCGGAAGUUACGAGUGGAGGUAUUGCUUUGAAGUUUUUCGCAUCAGUUCGACUUGAAAUACGCCCUAUUGGGAAGAUAAAGUCGGUCAAAGGUGAUGAGGACAUUGGGCUCAAGGUUCGAGUAAGAGUUCAAAAGAGUAAGGUUUCAAGACCAUACAAGCAAGCGGAGUUCGAAAUUAUAUUUGGAGAGGGGGCAAGCAAAUUGGGAUGUAUAUUGGAUUGUGCUGAAAUGAUGGACAUUGUUUUAAAGAAGGGCUCAUGGUAUAGCUAUGGAGAUCAAAGGUUGGGGCAAGGAAGAGACAGAGCAUUGCAGUACUUAAGAGAGAACCUUCCCCUUUGUGAUGAAAUAGAAAAGCUUGUGAGAUCAGCAAUGAUGGAUGGAAGUGGGCAUGCAAUUACUUCUUAUGCACGCCACUCAACACCAUUUCAAGAAGAGGAUGAACUACUUGAAGAACUCAGAUGAAAAUACUGUAGAAACUUGAAGAAUUACUCUAGUAGUCGACUGUUGAUUUCGGAUUUAUAAACCGAAUUUGUUGUAUCCUUCGUUAACGUGUUAUAUAUCUUGGUUUAUAAAUUUUUUUUCUUACGGAAUAGUCGGCAAACCAAGUCUUGUGUGGGUUGUAAAAUCAUCAUUGUUUUCAAAAUUUCAGUUAUUUGGAUAAAAA
This is a messenger RNA of Helianthus annuus (common sunflower), 1583 nucleotides long. Its product is annotated as DNA repair protein recA homolog 1, chloroplastic. Lineage: Eukaryota; Viridiplantae; Streptophyta; Magnoliopsida; Asterales; Asteraceae. The transcript is spliced from 13 exons. The record is from RefSeq and is a predicted model, not a curated record. Gene Ontology annotation, molecular function: single-stranded DNA binding; ATP hydrolysis activity; ATP-dependent DNA damage sensor activity. The coding region runs from base 110 to 1381 and encodes 423 amino acids. Gene Ontology annotation, biological process: DNA repair.